AUGGAAGCACAAAAUGACACAAAAAUUUCAGAAUUUCUUCUUCUGGGAAUUUCAGAGGAACCAGAACUGCAGCCCCUCAUCUUUGGGCUUUUCUUCUCCAUGUACCUGGUCACGGUCACAGGAAAUCUGCUCAUCAUCCUGGCCACCAUCUCAGACCCCCACCUGCACACGCCCAUGUACUUCUUCCUCUCCAACCUGUCCUUUGUAGACAUCUGCUUCACCUCCACCACAGUCCCAAAGAUGCUGGUGAACAUCCAGAUGCAAAGUAAAGUCAUUACCUAUGCAGGCUGCAUUAUACAGAUUUACUUUUUUGCAUUAUUUGUAGGACUGGACAAUUUCCUCCUGGCUGUGAUGGCCUAUGACCGGUUUGUGGCCAUCUGCCACCCUCUGCACUACACGCUCAUCAUGAGCCCCAGGCUCUGUGGAUUUCUGGUGCUGGCAUCCUGGGUCACGAGUGCUCUCCAUUCCUUAUUGCACAGCUUAAUGGUGUUGCGACUGUCCUUUGGCACAGGCUUGGAAAUCCCCCACUUUUUCUGUGAACCUAAUCAGGUAGUCCACCGAGCCUGUUCUGACACUUUCCUUAAUGACCUGGUGAUAUAUGUUGCAGCUGUGCUGCUGGCUGGUGGCCCCCUCAGUGGUAUCCUUUACUCCUACUCCAAGAUCCUAUCCUCCAUCCGUGCAAUCUCAUCAGCACAGGGCAGGUACAAAGCCUUCUCCACCUGUGCAUCUCACCUCUCUGUGGUCUCCUUAUUCUAUUGCACACUCCUGGGAGUGUAUCUUAGUUCUUCUAUUACCCAAAAUGCACACUCAAGUGCCACAGCCUCUGUGAUGUACACUGUGGUCACCCCCAUGCUGAACCCCUUCAUCUACAGUCUGAGGAAUAAGGACAUCAAGAGCGCUCUGAAAAUACUCUUUGAGAAACUAUAA
Marmota flaviventris (yellow-bellied marmot) is the source of this 927-nucleotide messenger RNA. Its product is annotated as olfactory receptor 7A17-like. Lineage: Eukaryota; Metazoa; Chordata; Mammalia; Rodentia; Sciuridae. Gene Ontology annotation, cellular component: membrane. Gene Ontology annotation, molecular function: G protein-coupled receptor activity; olfactory receptor activity. The record is from RefSeq and is a predicted model, not a curated record. Gene Ontology annotation, biological process: G protein-coupled receptor signaling pathway.